Molecule: messenger RNA, 9288 nt
Organism: Trichophyton verrucosum HKI 0517
Lineage: Eukaryota; Fungi; Ascomycota; Eurotiomycetes; Onygenales; Arthrodermataceae
Product: fermentation associated protein (Csf1), putative
Exons: 2
Coding region: 1-9288 (3095 amino acids)
Biological process (GO): fermentation
Cellular component (GO): membrane
Source: RefSeq, a predicted model, not a curated record
AUGGCGAAAAUGAGACCAUUCACGCCAGAGCUGCCGGUGGAUACAUGCCAUGUGAAGAGCAAGCCCAAGCCUCCGGAAUGCGAGGCAGCAGGGGGCGCAAGCGGCGAGGACGAAAACGGAGGUAACCAUGCAGCAAAUGGAAAAGAGACACCCGCUAGAAUCGAAAUCACUCUCAAUGGUCUAGAAUGGUUUGUGUAUAACCGAAGUCCUGCCUAUGAUUCGAUUCUCGCUGGGUUUGGAUUGGUGCCGCCUCCUGACGGGGCAAGCGCCUCGUCGGUAGCUGAAAAUGGAGAGAAUGUGCAACAUGAGGACUCAAGUCCCAAGGAAGAGAAUGUCGACGAGGUGGCCGCUUCAAGCCCUUCCGACCCCUUAACUCCCUCUUCUAGAAAAGAAAUAAAUUCACAAAAGCGGAGGACUUCAUCAAGCACCAGAAACUCUUCUAUACCUCAGCACAGGGAGAAUUCCACUGGGCCUCGCAUCUUUUCGUUUUUCCCAAUAUCCAUGAAUUGUUACAAGGGCGCAUUGGCUUUGGGGAACGAGAACACAAAAACCAUACUCACCUUGACGUUUGACAAGGCCGUCGGAAAAAUAGAUGCUGAAAGCUCUGGCCCUCUCGAUAUUUACAAACAAAUAUUUGAAUAUGACCUCUCCCACCCUGUCAUACAUAUGAAACCUAAUCCGGACUACAGACAAUCACAAUUGGCCGCAGUGCAUGAAAUGGAAACCCCAGAAGAAGAGGAGUCUAGAAACCGCGGAUACGUGCACAGCUUACAUAGACGGUAUCGUGAUCAUAGGCACCGAGUGUGGGCCAGUGUUCGCGAUUUGAUCCCCUACUUUCAACGAUCUGUAGAAUCAUUCCAUCCCAGACAUGAUGAAAGAGACAGACCUGUUUCUAGAGCGGUCCAUCAAGAUGGCUGGCUGGGCCUAACACGCUAUCUUGACGAGGAAGAGCAAGAUGAUUAUGAAGGAUGGAACUCAAUAGAGUAUGGUCGUUUCUCAACGCUACUAGACUCUCCUAGUAUGUAUUUUCGGUAUUAUUGGGACAUUGGGGGCCCUGUGGCAAUAUCGAGUGCAAAACCCGAUCCCCCGGAUAGGCUGACUCCCCAUAACAUCAACGGUGCAGAGGCCCCUGAGUGGGGAAUGGACCUAACCAUACGUGGCGGUCUGCUUAACUACGGGCCAUGGGCAGACCGUGAACGGAUCAAUCUCCAAAGUGUAUUUGUGCCAAAUUCAUACCGGGAUUCACACGUUACGCCUAUAUUAAAGCCUGGAGAAACAAGACAGAGCACAGCUUUCGUUUUGAAUAUCCUCAUUGAAGAAACUACAAUACUCCGCAUACCCACAAGAGAGGCCUCGAAGGAUUGGCAAUGGAGAGGCCGGGCAGACCGUUCACGAGGUGCUUCUCGAAUGAAGAAAAAGGACAAGGACCGCUCUCGAGGGAAUGAAGCCGAUAACCCAGGAACUCAAGGGCCAGAUAUUCGACCUUUUGGCUGGCUAUCUCUCAGAGCAGGGCCCGGGUCAACUAUCGUGUAUUCAAUGGCAAUGUUUGCGAGUAGACAUGGGUAUUGCAACAAAGUUGACAUUGACUUGCGCCAAACCAAAAUGACCACCAGCGUGAAUCAUGGUAUGUUGUGGCAAAGUGAUCGUCAGCUUAUCUCCUGUGAUCUCUCAAAUCCUCUUCGGUGGAAUAGCCUGCACAACUGGUCCGUUGACGUAGAGAGUACCAAUAUGGAACUGUUCUUACUAUGGGACCACCUAAUAUUACUUACCGACCUCAUCUCGGACUGGACAUUGGGACCUUUCCAGGAAUAUUAUACCUUCGUUCCGAUCAAAUAUCAGCUUUCCUUUGCCUUUCUUGAUUUCAAACUCAUGGUAAACGUGAAUGAUUUGAAUAUUAUAAACAAUCCCUCCGACUUUGAUGAUAAUUCGUUCUUGAUCAUCGAAGGAGAAAUAUUAACUGCUCGCGUGGAGAUCCCAGUUAUUCAUCACAGAGCUAGCCGUAAUAUCGCUACAUUCGAUAUUCAAGGCUCAAAUGGCGAUUUAAAACUCUCUACGCCCCUAUGGAAUACCCAGCGUACGUUUUUGGACGAUCGACCUGUCGGCGGGUUGGACACCCUAAAAAUUGAUGGAAGUUAUACAUGGCACAGUAUAACUUCACCAAAGGUGACAGAUGUUGCAAUUAUUAACUUAUCUGGUACUGCACCAUAUCUGUACCUUUACGGAUUUAUCCUGAAGCAAUUCCUUGAUGUCAAUGAAAACUACUUUGGUAGAACGAUUCAUUUCAAGACAUUCGAUGAACAUAGAGCUGCAGCCAAUUCGACAGCGACCCAGGGUAUUUAUGGCUCCAACCCUGCGCCACAUACCAAUGGGCUUGAUGUUAUUCUUCACAUUGCAGCCGAGGAUAUCAAAGUUCUCCUUCCCACUGGUCUAUACGACCGACAUGAGAGCCUUGCAUUAAAAGCAACAAGUCUAGACUUGGAUGUAAGAUUCACAAACUAUUACAUGGAUUUCCACUGCUCGCUAUCUCCCCUAGAAGUUUCUGUUCUGUCGGAGAAGCCAGGCGCCUCAGUUGUCCGGUCUGGACCCCAGCUCUAUAUAAAUGGGCUUGGUAUUUUUGGUCAUAGACUUUUUGGACUACCGCCAACUGAGCCUACAUAUGCCUGCAACUGGGAUUUUCAAGUGGGAUCUAUCGUGGGAGAAUGUUCUCCUUCAUUCAUAAAAUCUGCUAAAUCGGCGUUUGAAUCUCUAGCUUUCUCAUUCGACGAUGAUGAGAAUGCCUUGCCUCCCAUACAAACCGGUGUUUAUGAUGUUACUUUCCUGCGCGCAAAUGUGAAAUCUAUCAAAGUGUGGAUCUUAGCAGAAAAGUCUGCAUUUCUUUUCAGUACCGGGACAAUUGAUGUGGAGUUUAAUGACAGAUGUGGCUUGAAAAUGUCAUUAUUCGUCGAUGUUACUGUUCCCGACAUUGUUCUCGCAGUUGUCGAUCGGACGUCAGUGACCCCGGGAAGUGCAUCUCAAUCACCAGCUAAAACUUAUGCCUGCUUCCGUACUGCGGUUAAGCUUAGCACAUUGGGGAAAAGAGAAGACUUCGAUUAUUAUCGCUCUCUGCAACAAAAUCAUAUCAGGAGGCAUGACUCGAGGACCCACCGUACUCCAUGGCUUGUGUUUAACGAACUUGAAUUGGCCCCUGGAGAGAAUUUACAUCCCUCUUUUAUUCCUCCCACAAUGCCUGUUCCGUCGAUGCCCGAACCUAUUCAAUCUCCAGCAGACUCUAAAGCUAGCCAGGCACCACAUCACUCCCCUCUGAACGACGUUCCUGAUGCGACAACUAUUCCACUAACUUCUAGUUUAAAUCCUACCCCUGACCAAUAUGUUUCCCAAGGCCGCCGUGCUGGACAUUGCUCUACAACAUGGGCAAUGCCAAAAUUUUCAUUUUACCAUGUCCAACUUGAUGAGACAAAUGUUCCUCCAAUACCAUCCAAUUCUGAAGUUUUUAUCGGGCGGAAUCAGGCGCUGAAUGCUGGUUUUGGACGUUCUUAUGCUGACGAGUUUUUGGCUGGCGCUCAAGCAUGCAUCAAUUGCAGCAUGGCACCAGGUUUGUCUGGAUUCGCCUCCAUAGAAGCAGUACGCGCCGUGGCCUGCUUGCUAGACUCACUGCAGCCCCGAAAGCCCCUGGAGAUCCUGGAUGCAUUUCAAGCGAAGGUGACCAGUGCUGCACUUGCAGCGCAAAAGUCUGCUAUUAAGAGAAUAAAAAAGAUAUUUUCUUUAAAUAUUGAGCUUCCUUCGUGCCGUGUACGAUUUUUCAACACCCUGUUAAAGUCUGGCCGGCCCACCGGCCCUUUCAGGGACCAGUUCCACCUCGAUAUAUCGUAUAUUCGGGCUCUAAUUCGCGAAAAGGUUUCCUCUUUAGAUGCUGCAGACUUUGCGAAGCCCAAGACUUCUCUCACGGCUCACAUAGCAAUGCGCUCACUGAUGGCUACGGUUAGGGAAGAGAACGUGGAGACCCAUUCAGAUGUCAAAUUAUGCGUCUGCAAAGUAUUCGACACAACUUUCUGGUUUUUCGGGAGCAAAGAUAUAAGGUCUCGUCUCCAAGUUCAGAAUAUCAACCUGAUGUCAUCAAAUGAAUCGGUUACGAGGAUUGAGCCUGUGUUGAACCGAACAAUGAAAUUGGUGGAAUCUCUAUCAGCCACUUUCCAACGGAUUUUUGAGGCCCAUGAAGACCGACUUCUUUAUCUUAUCCAUUACCUCACAAAGGCCGGCGUAGACAUGCCAGAGCCGCACUUUAUGACACUUUUAUCCGACGCCUUGAGGGCCACAAAGCCACAUCUAAGACUCGAAGACGCUUGGAAGAUAAUAUCAAGGAUUCGAAAUAUAUACAAAUCAAUUACGCCCGAGCAACGGGGCCAACUUGAGAAAGAAUGCCAAAAGUCUGAUGUUUCCUACCCGGAGGAUGCUAAAGAUGCCAUAUUGUCGGUGUUUGAAACUUGGCGUGCCUGGGAAUUAGCCCCUAUCGAAAAAAAUCUCAUUAUCAAGGCUCUUUGGGGUGAAGUCGCCACAACUGACGAAACAGCCGGCCCCUUGAAAGCGAUUGAUGCUGCUAUAUAUCUUGGGUCAGUUCAUCUUUCAAUGGAUCAAACCCCGCGGCAUAAUGGCUUCCGUGUGGAGAAUAUGUCCACUACAAUCCGCUUUGGAGCUAAAAGUCAAGAUGCGUGGUCUUCAGCAAAGGAUGGACUGCUAGUUAUACAGAAUCACUGUUCUAAUGCAUAUUUGCAACUGAACUGGGAAUUAUGCCAGCUCAUUGAAAAGAUCCUGGAGAGCAAUGAUAACCUCGGCUCCAAGGCAACGACUCUUCAAAGAAAGGAAACGAGCAAAUCAAGAUACGAGGUUAAACCUGAACAUGAAAUCCAAUAUGAAACUCAUGUUCUUCUUAUCGCAGACAAAGGUUCUGUCUGGAUAGAUGGAAUCAACCUGGAGAUUGAAUUGGUAGGACGUGGGAUGAAAGCAUCCGCUAUUCACUUGCCAAGUACAACACUGGGUAAAGAAACAAUAAGCGCUAUGUUAGCUUCUAAAUUGUCCUCUGCUCGGGUUAUCAGUCACUCGAGCCCUCUGAUGGAAUGGGAAUUUCACAACCCAAACAUAUUCGUAUCUCGUCAGUCGCAAAAACGCAACGCGCUAUUGGAGCAUGACUGGAAAUGUGCUGCAACCUGUCGCCAGCUGAGAUAUGAAUUGACUGAAAACCCCCUUGAGCUUAUCCAUGUGGCUGACCGCGUGGUUGAAGACGAAGUCAGGCAAAUUCUCAAAAUGGUUUCUUCCUUGUCAGACGUUAAAUCAGAAGAAGGCCCUACUUCAGCAUCAUCUGGGGAGGAAAUCCAUUAUUUUCAUGUUGCGACAUUCCUUGAUGAUUACCAAAUCCGCAUUUCCCUUCUUCCAUCAGUUGCCUACACCAUUGAAGGAGAUGUAGCACGGUUAUCUGUCACACCUCUUGGUCGUAUGAAAUUUGAGGUGGAUUAUGACAUCAAGAAUAGUAUUCACAAAAUCUAUUCCAACAAAGAUGGAAGCCUACGCACUUUAUGUUCAACAGCAAUACCACCAAUCAAUGGGAGGGUGCGAUUGGAUAUGACCACUAACCCGAUUAUCGUAGAUGCAGACACCACCGUUGAGGUUCUGUAUCUAGACGUGAGUGCUGUGCAAAACCUCCUCGGUGCCCUUAAUGGGCCCGAGAUAUCGCAUUUCAUUGAUGACUUAAGCCAUGAUGGAAAGGCCUUGAAAUCACACUUCGAGCAGGUAUUAAUGAACGGCAGAGCUACUCAACCAAAAGAGAAGGCCAAAAAGAAAGGACCCGUAUAUCAAGUACGGCUCACGUUAGCUGGAAUCAAUACUCAUGCCUCUUCCCCUGGUUUACGAACCAGAGAUCACACUGCAGAUAUGAACAUUGAAUUUAAGUCUGUUCAGGUGCAUGUCGAAAAUUCUCCCAUUCAGGGAGUUCGCAACGCACGACCAGAAUUCAAUAUUAUCGUGGCCCAAAUUAGCGUCAAUGUUCAGAGGACAAGCAUGCAUGAUAGCUUUUCCUAUGGAAAAGUUGCCUUUGGUGCUCAAUUUUCCGGAUCUUUCAAGGAUUUGCCAGAUGGAAAAACCAUGCAAUUAUUUCACCUGAAAAGCUCUGGACUUGAGAUUGAUAUGUCUGCCGAAACGGCUUCGCUUGUACUUGACAUCGUCGCUCAUUUACAGGAAGGUAUAAAGACAAUUGACCUGUCUCAAGAUAUCGCACGCCUGAGAAAAAGCCGCAGGCUCUCAUUCCUUAGAAGAAAACAUAGAAAGAUAACCCAUACUGCCACUUCUCCCGCAGAACCUAGUGCCGGCGGCGAUAACAGUCAAGGGACUCCCGAUUUUCUGAAUGCGACAUACUCUGUUGAGCUUUCCAACAUUCAAAUUAGCUGGCUGGUUUUAGAAAAUACUUCCCCUGGCAAAAACCGGAAUCCCUCCAUUCGUCAUGACACCGGUGCGGAAGAUCUCGUUUUCUCCAUCCGUAAGGUUGAGCUUACGACGAAGGAGAUCAAUGCCGCCAGGCUGCGUAUCCAGCAAAUGCAGCUACAGAUGGUACCAGUAACCUACGACAAAAAGAAACGUUCCCAAAACUCCGCCUUACUUCCAGAGGCAGUGUUCAAUGUUUCAUUUGUGUCUGUCAAGUCUAAGUGGAAGUUGGCAUUGAACGCUGCUGGAAAAGCUCUUGAUUUGCAGGCUACAUCCGACUUUAUCAUUCCGGCUAGUCAUCUGCAAAAGUCAAUGGCAUCUGCCGUUGAAAGAGUCCGUGAAGCUAAGUCAUUAUGGACAACAGAAUUCCGUGAGAAUCCUAAAGUUGGGAAAGAAUCUCUCGGAUUUAAGCAAUUGGACUCUGUUUUCAUCGAUGCUAAUUUUGAUGGAGCAAUUGUCACACUGCAAGAAAGGCGUGAUGCUGGUGAUAGUACUCCACGUCCCCCAAGCAAUAGAAGCAGCAUUGGUUCGACUGAUUUCAGAUACGGACAAGCCUGGACUGGAGACGCUGUGUCCAAAGCAACGCUCCGAGCCCCUGGUGUGGCUUUGAAAAUCCGGUUCGAGGGCUCAGAAGCAGAUACUCCAAUCCUUGAAGCAGAGAUGAAGGUUGAAGCCUCUUCUAACGUACUUCAUCCAAGUGUGAUGCCUCUACUUACACGGAUUUCAUCAAGUAUACGAGAUGUCGUUGGCAGAGAAGAAAAGAGGGAUAGUCAAGUUACAAAAGCUGGUGCCGAAGAGCCAUCUGCAGGAAAAGAUGAAACAGACAAACCAGCUGUUGGAGGUGAAGAAACCGAAAAACCUCCUCAGGAUAAGUCCAUGGAUCCAACCACAAUCCUUGGUAGCUGCAAGUUGAGCAUUGGGCUCUGGAUCCGCAAACAAGAAUUCACAUUGAGUUGCCAGCCCAUUGCACGAGUGGAAGCUUCAGCUGGCUUUGAAGAUGUGAAUAUUACGGUCAACACGGUGCAGUCUGAGGAACAACGCCGUUUUUUUGCUGUGCUCAUAGCCUUCAACAAGUUACGGGCAUCAGUGAAACACGUCUACUCCAAUGACCCUACGGCGAGCUUUAACGUGGAUUCUAUAGUUGUAUCAAUGAUGAACAGCAAACACGUCAGUUCUAGCAGCGGUAUUUCCGCCAUUCUCAAGGUCAGCCCAACGAGACUAUUCAUGAAUUCAAGACAGGCCCAGGACUUCCUUCUGUUCCGAGAAAUUUGGAAGCCUCCCAGUGACCACUUCAAACGACCAGUACAAACCCAGGAACCAUCUCCGGAAGUCCAGGCAUAUAUGGUUCAGCGGUAUCAGCAAAUGGCAGCUACUGGGGCAUUCCCAUGGAACUCAACAUUGGCAAUAGACUCGCUGGACAUACAACUCGACCUGGGCCAAACAAUAGGCAAGGCAGAGUUUUCAAUAAAGAACCUCUGGUUAUCGUCAAAGAAGACUUCAGAUUGGGAGCAAAACCUGUGCAUUGGCUUUGAAGCCGUCUCGAUCAAAAACGAAGGGCGACUGACCGGGUUUGUAGAGCUCUCGAAGUUCAGGGUACGCACAUCUAUUGAAUGGCCUGGUGGUGUGAUCUCAGCUGGCCACACUCCUCUCAUCCAGGCGGCAGUUGGAAUUGGCAAGCUACAGGCAGAUGUCUCUUUUGAAUACCUACCAGUUAUCGUCGCCGACGUGACCUCAUUCGAAUUUUUCAUGUAUAAUGUCCGAGAGGAUGAAGGAAAGAGUAACGACCGUCUCGUUAGCAUGCUUGAAGGAGACAAACUGCAUGUUUUCUGUACUACUAUUACGGCUUCGCAGGCACUAGGUCUAUAUCAGACAUUCCAACGCUUGAUAGGGGAAAAGCGCAAAGCGUUCCAAGAAUCCCUAAAAGAGGUUGAAGAUGCCUUGCACAGGACAAAGCUCUCGCUCGGGGUAGCUCCUCAAAAGCCAGUGACGAGACCGACGAUCAAGGAUGAUAAAGAUGCUAUGAACCUACCAAUUUCCCUCCAAACAACCGUCGUGGUCAAGCUGCAUACUGUCACAGUCGGAGCAUUCCCAAAUACAUUCCGUGACGCGCAGAUUUUCCAAAUAGAAGCACUUGGCGCUGAAGCACGCUUUUCAGUUGGGAUUCAAGGCGGCAAGAUACACACCGGCCUCGGCCUGACGCUGGGGGAGCUCCGAGUUGCUCUGUCUAGCGUUGGUGGCGGCUCAGUGCCAGCAGAUGCAAAUGACUUGACGGUGGACCAGAUCGUGAGCCGUGCCACCAGUGCUCGAGGAGGAAUCAUCUUGAAGGUUCCCCGGGUGCUCUCCUUGAUGGAAACUUGGCAACAAGCUACAUCCAACCACAUCGAGUAUCGUUUCAGGAGCUCGUUCGAGGGCAAAGUCGAUGUUGGCUGGAACUAUUCUCGCAUCGCCUUCAUCAGAGGCAUGUGGAGCACCCAUUCCCGCGCUCUAGCAGCCCGGCUAGGCAAGCCACUCCCCCAAGCGGCCGUCCAGAUUACAGGCGGACCGAAGGGCGAGGGCGAAGAGGGCGAAUACAAUGGGCAAGAGAAGAUUACGGCUGUGGUAAAUGUCCCUCAGUCACGGUAUACAUAUACUGCGAUCUCACCACCAACAAUCGAGACACCGCAGCUUCGAGAUAUGGGAGAGGCCACGCCACCGCUGGAAUGGAUUGGACUGCAGCGUGAUCGACUACCUAAUCUUAUGCAUCAAAUCAUCAUCGUCACGUUGAUGGAGGUUGCAAAGGACGUGGAGGACGCAUAUUCGAAUAUUCUUGGUUCAUCAUGA